This is a messenger RNA of Pogona vitticeps (central bearded dragon), 1591 nucleotides long. RefSeq names its product chromosome 1 C11orf16 homolog (gene C1H11orf16). Lineage: Eukaryota; Metazoa; Chordata; Lepidosauria; Squamata; Agamidae. The record is from RefSeq and is a predicted model, not a curated record.
GCUUGCCUGCCUAGCACAAUGUGUUUGAAGGCAAGCCAGCUCAAAGGUCCCAACAUUUAGCACUGCAAGAGCCGGAGAGUACUUCUGAAAGAAUGGAGAACUACACAUGGCCUUCUUUCCCAUACCACAAUCAUUGCUGCUUGAUACCUGUGCAAGGCAAGCCAAUCUGCAGACACUUCAUAACUCAUCCGAGUUUAAUCUGCAUUGGUACCAUUUUAGCACAUCCUGCCUGCGCUGUUAAACCCCUCAACCCAACAAGGUGCUUAUAUCUCAGAUCCUGUCCUCAUUCUUAUGAUGCAACUUGUGAGAAAAUAAAGAAUUUGAACGAAUCCUUGGAUACUACUGACAUUCCUGUUCUGGCAAGAAGGGAAAGUGAUGGUUAUUAUUACCGUGGAUCAGUAAUAAAGGCUGUAGAGGGUGAGAAAAACAUAUUCCUAGUGCAGUUCACUGAGCCGUCUGCGGUGGGUGAGGAAGACACAAUCAAUGUGCAAAGGACACCCAGUAGUGACGUCCUUGAAUAUGUGACUGGGAUGAAACAUGCCAUCUUGCCAAGUGACAAAGUGUUGGCCCCUUGGGAACCAGGGCGGAAGAGAUACGGGCCUGGCACUGUCCUCCAAGGCCUUGAGACCAGGGAUCCCCUGAGAGAGAAAGAAGAUGAAGAAAUUACAGUCAGCUUUUGGAAUGGCAAGAAAGCCAAAGUCCCACUUGGUGUCGCCAUGUGGAUUUCACCACUCCAGUGGGAAAGGAUUGUAGAGAUGAUCCAUUUACCCUACACGAGCAGGAAGAAGUUCGAAGGGCAAUUCAACAGGGCUUGUUACAUCAGUCCACACCCUAUGCUGCCCCCUACACACAGACAUGCUUUUAGUGACUUCCAAAGGUUCCGGUGGCCAUGCUGUCCUUUUGUCUGUCCCUCUUUCACAUGCUUUGGCCACACAUGCUCGUCACUUGGAUGUUCACAGCAUGCUUCCUGCUGCAGCUUGAAAUGCAGUGGCUGCUGGUGCCAGCCUUCUCUAGCUGAACUAGCCCAGGGAGAUGUGAAAGAAGAGUCUGGCUGUAAGCCCACCACCCAGUUGCUAGCAGUGGAAGGCCCUCCAAAAGCAGAACCCGCUGUUGCCCUGUCUGGCUCUUCCUCAUCCUCCCGGGAUUCCCCAAGGGACAAGGGAACGUGCGUUAUCAAGAACACAAUGGUAGAUCAUGCCGUGAACACAGAUUACAGCCUUUUUGACAAGCCCAAGCAGCAAGAGGUCAAAAGACCUGACUGGAAGUAUUGGAAGAGAAGCCAUCCCAGCUCCCCUUUCAAGAGCCAAGGUAGACAACACUUCCCCUGAUUGAUCUUGAACAGAAGCCUCAAUCAGGGCUUUUAAAAGUUACUUCUUUGAACCACAACUCUGAGUAUCCUCUAAACAGCCCAGGCGUUGCUGGCAGGGGAUUCUGGGAAUUGCAAGUUAAAAACUCCCAGAUUUCCAUGCAUGGGCUAGAAGGCCAACUGCCACUUUAACUCUGUCUCUGUUAAGAAGUCAUGCUUUAUAUAGUCAUUCUCAACCUUUUUUGGGAGGGCAUGGCCAUAAUAAAUACAAUACGAAAGAAAUAC